This is a messenger RNA of Hansenula ciferrii, 723 nucleotides long. RefSeq names its product Cell wall protein. The transcript has a single exon. The coding region runs from base 1 to 723 and encodes 240 amino acids. NCBI's taxonomy places the organism in Eukaryota, Fungi, Ascomycota, Saccharomycetes, Phaffomycetales, Wickerhamomycetaceae. The record is from RefSeq and is a predicted model, not a curated record.
AUGUUAUUAAAAAACUUGAUCUUUACUUUAUUUGCGGCUACCUCAUUUGUUCAAGCUUAUCCAAUUGCUGAUACUGAAUCUGCUGAAGUUGCUGAAGGUGGUGAUGAUGCUAAUGCUGAAUGGUGGCCAUGGAAACCAAAACCAAAACCUUCUCCAUCUCCAAGUCCAAGUCCAUCCCCAAGUCCAUCUCCAUCUCCAUCUCCAAGUCCAUCUCCAAAACCUUCACCAAGCCCAAAACCUUCACCAUCUCCUAAACCAAAACCAAAAUCUACUGAACCAUUUGGAUUAGUUACAAUUGCUUCUGGUUCUGACUUACAAUAUCAAUCUGUUGUUGUUUCUCACGGUGAAUUAUUCUUGAGUGGUAAUUCUGAGGAUCCAUAUAGAUUUGUUGGUCAAUUAUGGGAUGAUGGUUCUUUACAAGUCUUACCAGAUCCUUCCAGAUGGGUUCAACAAUCUUCUCAAGGUGGAUUGUUCUUGAGUGUCAAUGAAACCAGUGGUGAUUUUGUCAUUAGUGAUAAGAAGGAUCCUUCAUUCUCUAUUAAAGAUGGUCAUUUGUUGUAUAAAGGUAAAGAUGGUGUUGUUGCCACUCCUGAUGAUCGUUAUGGAUAUACAAACACAAUUAAGGCUAAAUCUGAUGAUAAAAAGGCUAAAUAUGUUGUUUUGAGAACUGUUGGUAAAGAUGGUGAUACCAUUGAUGACUUUCCUCCAUCAAAAUCAGCUUAG